AUGACUACAAAUUUGCAAUCAGUAUCAUUAAUUGCUGCUGAAAUGCCACCAAAUCAGCGUGAGGAGAUUAAUCCUCAUCACGUGUGGAAUUGGCGUCUUGGAAAAAAGCGACCUGAAUCUAAAAAGGUCAAGAAAAAGCCAAAAAAAGCAAAAAUGUCAUCAAAACACUUUAUAUGCCAACGCAAAGGUGUUAGUCUUGAUGAUGCAGAAAUGCUUCAUGAUCUAUGGUCACAAUAUGCUGAGGGUUUUUUGAAGCAACAUAAUAUCAACGAGGACAACGUAAAGUCACGGUCAGAUUUAAAGGAUAUUGUGCAAAAGAUGGAGUUGAUUGGUGCAAAAAUUGAAAUAAAAAAGGCGAAAUGUUCUUCCAUCGUGGGAACACGUGGCAUAAUAAUUAUGGACAGCAAGAAUAUGCUGACAUUGGUGAAUCUUGCCGGCAGAGUGAUUCAUUUGCCUAAAAUUGACUGUGUCUUUGAGAUGUCCAUUGGAAAUUUGACAUUACUGGUUUUUGGAAAGUUCCUGACCAUGAGAAUUGCAGAUAGAUGUGUUAAGACAUAUAAAAAUGUUCUAAGUCAUGAAUUAUAG
Messenger RNA from Phlebotomus papatasi, 585 nucleotides. RefSeq names its product ribonuclease P protein subunit p29 (gene Pop4). Gene Ontology annotation, molecular function: ribonuclease P RNA binding. Gene Ontology annotation, cellular component: ribonuclease MRP complex; ribonuclease P complex. Gene Ontology annotation, biological process: rRNA processing; tRNA 5'-leader removal. Bases 1 to 585 code for a protein of 194 amino acids. The transcript is spliced from 3 exons. Lineage: Eukaryota; Metazoa; Arthropoda; Insecta; Diptera; Psychodidae. The record is from RefSeq and is a predicted model, not a curated record.